CGCGGAUCACCGGAUAUAUAAAUGCGUGCAAGAACGGCGCACGUCGCUUUUUUGCCUCAGUAAAGGUAGAGUUGUGUUCGCGUUGCGCGUUUGUUGUGUGCGUUUCCUUUUCCCUUGAAAUAGGCCACAUAACCUAAUGUCCAUUUCGUGAAACUAACUCUCCUAGAAAAACCCAAAAAAAGCAAAAAAAAUUGUGAAAAAAAAAACGCAUUAAAAAAAUCGCAAAACUACAAGCGAAAAUCGUCGUGUCCUCGAUGAUAAAGGAAAAGAAAGGGAAGUAAAUACCGAGUCCAGAGCCAGUGUUCGUUCGCAGGGAGAAACAGACGGAGGAAUUUAUCUACUCACAGGCACGCAAAAAAAAGUACCCACGCACGCACGCACGUAGUGGAAGCGGGAGAGGUGAAGAGGAAAACGUGUGCGAGGACGCGCGAGCUACGAGACACGGGCAGGUGCGUCGGAGCAGGGUAAUCCGUACCGCGCGAGGGUAGAGAAGGAAAUAGCCAAACGAUUGAAGCGUCGCGCGCGACGCCGAAGAACGCCGUCCCGUUUCUCUCUUUUCUCUGCGAUAAUCCGCCGCCGCCGCCGCCGCCAUGAAUCCUGGAGCACCCAACUACCCCAUGGCUUCGCUCUAUGUAGGCAAUCUGUUAUUUUUUUCGGAUAAAUGGAUAUUAAGUGUCUUUGACUUUUCCUUUAAGAGAGUUUCUAUUUUCAAUAUUGGACCUGUGCUGUCGAUCCGCGUAUGCCGCGACAUGAUCACCCGCCGUUCGCUCGGCUACGCAUAUGUCAACUUUCAGCAACCAGCCGAUGCUGAACGCGCCCUUGAUACUAUGAACUUCGACAUUAUAAAAGGGCGGCCUAUCAGGAUUAUGUGGUCCCAGCGCGAUCCCUCCUUACGCAAGUCAGGCGUUGGAAAUGUAUUUAUCAAGAACUUAGAUAAAAACAUAGACAAUAAAGCGAUGUAUGAUACGUUUUCGGCGUUCGGUAAUAUACUGAGUUGCAAGGUUACGCAGGACGAAUCAGGCGCGUCAAAGGGUUACGGCUUUGUCCAUUUUGAAACGGAGGAAGCAGCCAACAAAUCUAUUGAAAAAGUCAAUGGAAUGUUGCUAAAUGGCAAGAAGGUGUAUGUCGGCAAAUUCAUUCCCCGUAAGGAACGCCAGAAGGAGUUAGGCGAGAAGGCCAAAUUGUUCACAAACGUCUACGUAAAGAACUUUGGCGAGGAUAUGACCGACGACAAGCUGAAGGAAAUGUUCGAAAAGUACGGGACCAUUACAAGCCACAAAGUGAUGAUUAAGGACGACGGCAAAUCACGUGGCUUCGGAUUUGUUGCGUUCGAGGACCCAAACUCCGCCGAGCAGGCGGUACUCGAUUUGAACGGUAAGGAGAUCGCCGAGGGCAAGUGUAUGUAUGUUGGACGGGCUCAGAAAAAAGCCGAGCGCCAACAGGAACUUAAACGGAAAUUCGAGCAAUUGAAAAUUGAGCGGUUGAAUCGAUAUCAAGGCGUAAAUUUGUACGUGAAGAAUCUGGAUGAUACGAUCGACGAUGAGCGUCUGCGUAAAGAAUUUACACCGUUUGGCACGAUCACCUCAGCGAAGGUGAUGAUGGAGGAAGGACGUAGCAAGGGUUUUGGUUUUGUGUGCUUCUCGCAGCCAGAGGAAGCCACCAAGGCAGUUACCGAGAUGAACGGACGCAUUGUAGGUUCCAAACCCCUCUACGUUGCUCUGGCGCAACGUAAGGAAGAUCGUAAGGCUCACCUUGCCUCUCAAUAUAUGCAACGCAUGGCGAAUAUGCGCAUGCAGCAGAUGGGUCAAAUAUUCCAUCAACCUGGUAACUCCGGUAGUUACUUUAUACCUACACUGCCGCAACCGCAGCGAUUCUAUGGACCCGCGCAAAUGGCGCAGAUUCGUGCUACUCCACGCUGGCCAGCGCAACCAAAUCAAGUAAGACCGAACGCGCAGACUGGCAACUCUGGAUUCGCGUCAAUGCAAGCUGCACCAUUCCGAGCGGCGCCGCGAGCUCCUGCCGCACAGGCUGGAGCCUUACGUAACAACAUGUCUGCCAGACCUAUCACAGGUCUGCAAGCUGUUAGUAACAAUAUGCAGAGCCGUUCCAUGGCCGGACCAGCUGUUGGUGUCUCGCCCGGUCAGAGCCGUCCGUCGAAUUACAAGUACACCGCAAAUAUGCGCAACCCUCCACAAGCGGCCAUGGCUUUACCCACACCGAGUGGUCCUUCUAUGCAGCAGGCGGUUCACAUCCAGGGUCAAGAACCGCUCACUGCAUCGAUGUUAGCUGCGGCACCACCGCAGGAACAAAAACAAAUGUUAGGAGAACGUUUAUUCCCUCUAAUCCAUGACAUGAAUCCACAACUGACUGGUAAAAUCACUGGUAUGUUACUGGAGAUCGAUAACAGCGAAUUGCUUCAUAUGCUGGAGCACAAGGAAUCUCUGAAGGCCAAAGUCGAUGAAGCCGUGGCCGUAUUACAGGCCCAUCAAGCAAAACAAGCUGUCGCGCCGAAGAAGGAAUAAACGUCUCAUCGAUAAUGUUUAUUUAUAACAAGUGAAAAUAAAUUUCGAUAAAUUUUGACUUUGAUUCGUUGUAUGCGGGAUAUUGUUUCUUCAUUUAAUUUUGUUUAUCUAAAUUUAUCAUGUCAGCAUGUUUAUAUGAUGAAAUUUACUUUCCAAGAUAUCGCUUGGGAAGAUGCAAAAAUACAUACUCUUUUUACACACAAUGUAAAAUUUUAAGAAAAAAAUCUUCAUAUUCGGCAUAUUAAAAUAUGAGAAGUUAUGAACAUUUUCUGAAUCAAUAAUUAGAUUCGCCUUGCAUUUGCUUAUUGAGAGAAACAUGUGAAGGAAUAUGAAUUGAUUUCCAAAUUUAAAAAUUUAAAAUAAUAAAUUUUUCUGUCAGGAUACAUAAAGCGAUCGAUGUUCAGCGGAUGCAACAAUUAAUC
Mycetomoellerius zeteki is the source of this 2944-nucleotide messenger RNA. RefSeq names its product poly(A) binding protein (gene pAbp). Lineage: Eukaryota; Metazoa; Arthropoda; Insecta; Hymenoptera; Formicidae. The record is from RefSeq and is a predicted model, not a curated record. The transcript is spliced from 4 exons. The coding region runs from base 591 to 2522 and encodes 643 amino acids. Gene Ontology annotation, molecular function: RNA binding.